This is a messenger RNA of Myotis davidii, 1374 nucleotides long. It is a transcript of the gene POLR3H, whose product is annotated as polymerase (RNA) III (DNA directed) polypeptide H (22.9kD). Gene Ontology annotation, biological process: DNA-templated transcription; transcription initiation at RNA polymerase III promoter. Gene Ontology annotation, cellular component: RNA polymerase III complex. The transcript has 6 exons. Gene Ontology annotation, molecular function: DNA-directed RNA polymerase activity; DNA binding. The record is from RefSeq and is a predicted model, not a curated record. Lineage: Eukaryota; Metazoa; Chordata; Mammalia; Chiroptera; Vespertilionidae. Bases 2 to 616 code for a protein of 204 amino acids.
GAUGUUCGUCUUGGUGGAGAUGGUGGACACUGUGCGGAUCCCCCCGUGGCAGUUUGAGAGGAAGCUCAACGACUCCAUUGCCGAGGAACUGAAUAAGAAGUUGGCCAACAAGGUCGUGUACAACGUGGGACUCUGCAUCUGUCUGUUCGACAUCACCAAGCUGGAGGAUGCCUACGUGUUUCCCGGGGACGGUGCGUCGCACACCAAAGUUCAUUUCCGCUAUGUGGUGUUCCAUCCGUUCCUGGACGAGAUUCUGAUUGGAAAGAUCAAAGGCUGCAGCCCCGAGGGAGUGCACGUCUCUCUAGGGUUCUUCGAGGACAUUCUCAUCCCUCCCGAGUCACUGCAGCAGCCGGCCAAGUUCGACGAUGCGGAGCAGGUGUGGGUGUGGGAGUAUGAGACGGAGGAAGGAGCACACGACCUGUACAUGGACACCGGCGAGGAGAUCCGCUUCCGGGUGGUGGACGAGAGCUUCGUGGACACGUCCCCCACCGGGCCCAGCUCCGCCGGGGUGGCCUCUACCAGCGAGGAGCCGCCGAAGAAGGAGGCCCCGUACACGCUUGUGGGAUCCAUUAGUGAGCCGGGCCUGGGCCUCCUCUCCUGGUGGACGAGCAGCUAGCCCUGUGCUGGACGUGGACCGGCCCAGUCCACAGGCCCUACCCCAGCCUCGGAAGGUGCCGGAGGACAGCAGCAGCCCAGAUGCCGAGGGGCAGUCUGCAGUCUGCGGAGGGAGCUGCUGGUGGGGCCAGGAGUGCCCUGCAGCUCGUCGCUCCCUGCCAUCCUGGCCUCGCCCCUCUUCCCAGAAGCCCCGCUCUCAGGGACAGAGACUUUAUUCAAUAAACAAUGGCCAUGGCAGCUGAGGAGCCACCUGUCUCACUGGCUGCCGUACGACCUAAGGUCACCGAGUUGCCACAGCUGGGACAGCAUGUCCUCCCUCUUCACAUCACUUGUGGAGACGGCCCCCCACACAUGGCAGGAUGGGGGCUGAGAUUCAGGCGGCCGCAGGCCAGGCGUUGGGCCGGGUGAGCUUGGUGGCUCCCUGAGGCCACACAGGGAGCGAGAGGCCCGCCCGGGGUAGCUGCCCGGGGCCGUGGAGCCAUCAGCUGCUGAGAAGAGUGAGGAUUAAGGGACCAGCACCUUCCUUCCCACUAAUGUGGAAGGUGGAGGCCAUGUGAGCUUUGCUGGCUCAAGGUGAGGACUGGUGACCAGCUGUGUCAUCGCCCUUCCUCCCAUCCGUGUAGCAGGAAGCUUGGGGACAGCUGUCGCUCUCAGACCAUGGCCACCGCAGGAACACCCUGUGGGUCUGCUGCGGCCCCAGAUCCUGGCAUGAGGGCAGGUGCCACUGUUUAUUCAGAACGGCUCUGCCACAUUCACCUA